UUUACUUUCUCUCUCUAAAAAAACAAACUCUUUACUUUCUCUCUCUAAAAAAACAAACUCUUUACUUUCUCUCUCUAAAAAAAUGCAAAAACAUCACAAAGAAAUAUUAUCUCUCUUUCUAUACACAAAAUCACAAAAAGUUAUGGAGCAAAACAGUAAUUUACCAAUCAUGGCUAAGAAAUUAUGGGAAACCGUACGUGUCAUCUUCUUCAUGCUACGAAAAGAAAUUUCAACUAAAAGAAAAUUUCUCGUUGAUCUUAACAUGAUGCUUAAACGCGGCAACAAAAUCGCCACCAAAGCUAUCGGAAACCUAAUGUUCCACCACCACAACCACCAGAAUGGCGUUUCAUUUACACCUCCGCCGCAUGAGUAUGAGUUCAGCUGCAGCAACACUCCGAUGUACACUCAUCCUUUCCAUCUAAACAAGCGUCGACACCACAACAACCAUCACCCCCACCAGUCUCACAGCAACUUUUUCUCGUGUGCAUUUAACGCGCCGCCGACUCUUGACGAUGAUGUUACAACCGUGAAUGCUGUGAAGCUGGCUUUGGAGAUGUUAAACAAUAAUAACGGCAGCAAUAAUGAGAUUUCAGUUGAGGCUCCGUCGCCUAUGUUGCCCGGGUUCGGUCCGAGUCCGAUGGUUAGAAAGCUGAGGAUAACUGACUCGCCGUUUCCGUUGAGAGGUGAUGAUGAUGAUAAUGGUGUUGUUGAUAAGCAAGCUGAAGAGUUUAUAAAGAGGUUUUAUAAAGAGCUAAGGCAGCAGCAAAAACAAUGAACCGUCGCUAAAUAUAAGUGUUUGUUAUACAUAAUCUAGUUAAGGUUUGUCGUUGAAUGUCAGUUGAAGAUUUUCAGUUUUUUGUUUUGUUGGUUAUAGUUGAUGUUGCUGAAGAAGAAGAUUGUAAUUAAGAAAUGAAAAAACAAAUGAGAUGUAUAUUUACAGGGAAUUUUAAGUUGAGUUGAGUUAUUAUUUUUUAAUUUUU
Molecule: messenger RNA, 980 nt
Organism: Mercurialis annua (annual mercury)
Lineage: Eukaryota; Viridiplantae; Streptophyta; Magnoliopsida; Malpighiales; Euphorbiaceae
Exons: 1
Coding region: 83-775 (230 amino acids)
Source: RefSeq, a predicted model, not a curated record